CUUCCCUCCCGGAAGUGACCCACGUGCUUCCGCUUUAUCUUACCUGGUCGCACGGUGAGUUUCUACUGUUUACCCGAAGUUGGGGACACCGCGGGGAUUGUGACUGGCCGCAGGCCGUGGACUAGGAAGCCAGAAGGAGAUCUCUUCCACGGUGCAGGGCUGAGAUGGAUCCGCUCAGGGCCCAGCAGCUGGCUGCGGAGCUGGAGGUAGAGAUGAUGGCUGAUAUGUACAACAGAAUGACCAGUGCCUGUCACCGGAAGUGCGUGCCUCCACACUACAAGGAAGCAGAACUGUCCAAGGGCGAAUCUGUGUGCCUGGACCGCUGUGUCUCCAAGUACCUUGAUAUCCAUGAGCGGAUGGGCAAGAAGUUGACAGAGUUGUCUAUGCAGGAUGAAGAGCUGAUGAAGAGGGUGCAGCAGAGCUCUGGGCCCGUGUGAGGCCCCAGACGGUAUACACCCCAAGGCAUUUGGUCUGUGCCUGCUCCGGGCUUUCAGGUGAGCCGGAUGCUAGAUGAGAACACACGUGGAUGUCUGGGAAUAGGCAGGCUCUCGAUGGCGUGCAGGGGUCCUGCCCGAAGCCAGUCGUGCCUGGUACCGUCUGCUUCCCCUGAGUGUGCACUAGACCUACAGACUGGCUUCUAACACCUCAGCAGAGACGACAGGAUGCCGUUUCUGGGGUUAAGGUACAAGAGAUCGUGAGGGUCUUGUUCGUUCUCUUCUCUUGCUUCCCAUGACGAAGCAAGCUUACAUCUUGUGAGCUGCCCUGUGAAUAGGCCUGUGUGGAAGGAACUGAGGGUAGCCUCCAGCCGGCGAGGAACUCAAUCCUGCUGACAACCCCACGAGUGACCUCAGAAGCAGACACUUCUCGGGGCGCC
This is a messenger RNA of Zalophus californianus (California sea lion), 874 nucleotides long. RefSeq names its product translocase of inner mitochondrial membrane 10 (gene TIMM10). The transcript has 4 exons. The record is from RefSeq and is a predicted model, not a curated record. Gene Ontology annotation, biological process: protein insertion into mitochondrial inner membrane. NCBI's taxonomy places the organism in Eukaryota, Metazoa, Chordata, Mammalia, Carnivora, Otariidae. The coding region runs from base 165 to 437 and encodes 90 amino acids. Gene Ontology annotation, cellular component: mitochondrial inner membrane.